Thyridium curvatum is the source of this 1164-nucleotide messenger RNA. RefSeq lists its product as uncharacterized. The record is from RefSeq and is a predicted model, not a curated record. NCBI's taxonomy places the organism in Eukaryota, Fungi, Ascomycota, Sordariomycetes, Thyridiales, Thyridiaceae. The transcript has 5 exons. Bases 1 to 1164 code for a protein of 387 amino acids.
AUGAGGGCUGUCUUGUCGGUUCUCCGUGAGGAGGUGCGAGUUCGGCGCAUGGAGGCAGAACAGGCUCUCAAUAUCCGGGAAGAGUCCGAGAAACAACUGGGCAACACUCUUCGCCCGUUCCCGCCAGAUCCUGUUGUUGAUCUCCAGUUCGUAAUCGGAGAGACCACGCGACUAGCUCGCCGUGGAGAAGCGGCCACCCCUAUCAACCUAGCUGCAGCCGCAGCGGAGGACUUCCAAGCCUGCCCAGGUCCAACAGCCGUCGAUUCCCCGCAGCAGAACUCAUAUCAGGAAGGCAAGGCCAUCAUGGCCAUCUGGAACGGUGUCAUGGAGACGUAUCCGGACCACGACAUUGCGCUUCACGUUCUGCUCGACGACCCAGAGACAGAGGAUGCAGGCGUCUUUUAUGCACGAGGCUUCCUUUCACCUGCUUUGGCACCAAGACUGUCAUUCCCUCUGACUGGGCGCCAGGCAGACCACCUCAUCGCCAUCAUUUUGACCACCCUCCCUUCAACGUAUUCCAUUCCUGCCCAGAUUGGAAGAGGUCAUCGUCUUCCUUUUCUACAACACACACAUACCCGCUUUGCCUUACAGGACCUCCAGAUCGACUCAGAGUGGCAUCGCUCAACAGACAUGGCACCACCACGAGCUAGCGGUGGCAGCAUGUUGGCUCCUUCACAUCGUGAUGGGCGGUCUUCAUCCCAGUCUGCCCACAACUCUGGCAACAUCGCGGAUGACUCUGAGGAAGAGCAACCAUACGAUGGCACACUAGACUCGAUCAAGACACAGAAGACAUCUGUCCGCCUACCCUUACGCGCUGAUUACGGUCAGUGGAGCACUAUCCAAGCCUUUCGGGAGCUGAUCCAAAACCAGCGCGACGCCAUCAUUGCCAGCUUUAAUAUUUCUGAGACCGACUUUCAUGUCCAACACGAAGGAAACCUAUUCAAGAUUCCGGUGCCCGGUCCUGAUCCAACGGAAUUGGCUGGAUACAUUAGUCACAGUGGCCCUGCUGACUCUGGACUUAUCGAGAUUGUCAACCACCGAGCAACUCUACAGCCUAAGAACUUCGACUUUGGUUUGAGUGGGAAGAGAGGCAAUCUAGAGCAAGCAGGUAUAUACAGUGAGGGUCUCAAGAUUGCCAUCCUCACCCUUCUCCGGCUUCCUUAA